Messenger RNA from Leptosia nina, 3726 nucleotides. The record is from the annotation of a GenBank genome assembly. Lineage: Eukaryota; Metazoa; Arthropoda; Insecta; Lepidoptera; Pieridae.
AUGAUUAAAAUACCAAAGGACCUGCAAUCCCAUAUAAGUGCGUCGUAUCGUGUUAAUUCUUUAAAAAUAGCAGUUGAAGAAUUAAUACAUAACGCUCUUGAUGCUGGAUCACUUUCUAUUGCCGUCAGAGUUAACGCCAUAGAGAACAGCGUACAAGUAGUAGAUAAUGGCUACGGUAUAAAGCAAAGUGAUUUUGAAUUACUAGGCCUGAAAUACACGACUAGUAAGUUUGUUAAUAUAUCAGUACUGAAAAGCAUAUCACAAUGUUACGGUUACCGUGGCCUGUCAUUGGCAAGUAUCAUCGAAGUCUCUCAUGAUGUAAGAAUAGAAUCAAGGUCUAAGGAUACUCAAACAACGUUAAGUAAAAGGUUUUUAAAAGGAGAAUGUAAGGAAAUUAGAGAGACAACUUGCAGACCAUCACAGGGCACUACGGUCGACAUUCGAGGACUUCUUUACAACUUAAAAAUACAAAGGGAAGCACUUGAUAACACUCAAGAACUACUUGCGAUUAAAAUCUUAUUGCAACAAUUUUCAUUAGUCCAUGCGAAUGUUUCGUUUAGCUUAAGAGAUGACUUGAAAAACGAAAUACUUUUCCAAAUUCAUAAAAACAGAGAUAUAAUGCAAACUCUAAAAACCCUUUUCGAAAUAUCUCCGAAUGAAGUACAAGAGUUAAAAGUAGAGAAGAGCACAUAUAAAGUUCACGCAUUUAUCGGUAGGAACGAAACUGAAUUGAAAAAAUGCCACUGGACAAAGUUUGCAGAGGAAGUGGUAAAUACAGAAUUACCAACAUAUUUUUUAUUCAUAACGUGUCCGCUUAGUGACUAUGACACACAUUUUGAUACCAACUCAAUCGUGAUCGAAUUCAAGAAUUGGGACCAGAUAACAAAUAUAUUAGAAAAAUUAGUUCAGUGUUAUACAGGAAACAUCAAAUUAAAUUCAAUAACGAAGCCAAAUCAAUACGGAGGCAAGAAAGAUACAGGCGACCAACGAGAAGAAGUAAAACGUAUAAUUCACAAAAUACUUCAAAAACCACAAAAGAAACAGAAUGUGCCUAUGUACAACGCUAUCAGAGGAAAACAAAUAAAAAGAAAACGAACUAAUUCUAAAGAUAAAUUAAAAAUUAUACGAAGCUCUAGUAAUGACAUUGAAUCAAUAAAAUCGCGUAGCAAUUCUAACAAAAUAACUGAGAAAUUAUUAAUAACUAAACCGAAAAAUAUAACCAACAAACAUGUUCACAAUGAGGACAAGAGUAUACAGAGAAAUAAAGAUUUUGAAUAUAACUAUGGCCCAGAAAUAUCGGAAUUAAAUGCUAAUCUUAUCUCAACCAAUAAUCCGGAACCUUUGAUAAAAGACAGUUUACCACACUACUCUGUCUACGAAAAUGCAGAAAAAGUACACGAAGAAGAAAUAGCACAAAUACAUGAACCAAACGAAAAACAGUAUAUCUAUACAGAUCAUUUUACGCCCCAUACCUCUAAUGUGCCCGACUUGACACUUUAUAAAUUCCAAAAAAUGCGUCACAAGUUUAUGAAAUUUAUGACUGAGUGCCAACCAUGUUAUUACAAAAGCGCUAUUACAGAAAAUACAACGAUAAGUAAACAAAAUAUUCUUGAACAAGAUUUGCAAUCGAACUAUCAUAUAAAUAAAAAUUAUAGCAAUGAGUUUAUUUCUGAGAAGAAUAAUAAACCUAUCGUUACCUCUUACGAUCUGAUUCAGACUGUUAUAGAUGAUACUAAUAUAAAUUUAUGUGUCCAAAGCAAUCACAAAAGAAGAUAUCCGUCAUUAUUAGAGUACCCAAAACAACUUCAACAAGGUGUAAGCGAUUUAACAUACGAGAGUCAUCAUUAUGGACUGAACAGAUAUAAGAAUAAGGUAGAUGAGAAAAAAAGAUUGGGAAAAUAUAGACAUUUUAUAAGUGAAGGCUAUAGAGAAAGUUUACUUUCAAGAAGUAAGGAAAAUAAGACCAAAUAUCAAUGUAUUAAACAGAAAAUAAACACCAAAACAAAUAAGAAUUUCAUGUUAAACACUUUGAAGUCGAUAUUCAAUCGGUCUCGUUACACAAAACAAGAUAUUAAGAAUAAACCAAGGUCUCCCGCCACAUACUUUGCGCCACCAGAAGCAUCUAAAAACUUUUAUUCAAAUUCUAUUGACGAGACAUUUUGUAGAUUUAAUACUAUGGUAAAUUCAGUGUUAGAGGAUGAUAUAAGAAUGGCUAAUUUUGGAGCAACUUACACAAUUAACAAUGUGGUCUCCAUGUACGACGGAAGCAGCAUUCAAGCGAAAAGUAAUACAGAAUAUCAAUUCUCUUACUCUGUACAAACGUCAAAAAUAUAUUAUACGGAAAUAGGUAAUUUACAAAAGGUUAAUCAAAAGCAAAGUUCUUCCAUCCACAAACAUAUUGAAAAAAAUGAGGAAGUUGUUAGAGCAUAUGUUAAUGAUAAGGAUUGCACACGUUCAAAAAAUAUUCUUAAAGACGAGGAUAUAUUAGAAAGACACGUCGACACUGAAACUGUUUGUGCCAAUAAGGUUUUCGACCCACUAAACAUCUGUGAAACUAUUUACAGUGCAUCAAAACCGGACGAACAUUUAAGUGUAAAAAGCAAUGAACGUCAUGAUAUUGCUGACGAAAAUGUAAUAUCCCACCAUUUCAAUACAGAAGAAAUUAAUAAAGUGUUUUUAGACACAUUUCGUUCACCCAUACAGAACAAUGAGACUAUGACGAAUAUCAACGAUUUAAAUUCGUCUAAAUUAGUACCAAAUUUUGAAAACGAUUUUAUUAUUAAAAGCAGAUAUGCAUUUGUACCUAAAGGGAUAUCUCCAAUAUUCAAUAACUGUGGACGAAAAACGAUAAAGGAACGGAAAGUCAACUUAGAUGAAGAAUGUUACAAGGAUGCAAUUUAUGAAAACUUCGCAGAACUAGUGUGUGACAACGCUGAAAUAUUUGAGCCGAAAAUUCAAAACGUUUACGAGGCUGCAACUAAUGAUAUCAACAAAGCAACAGAAAGGAUUAAGAAGGACAACGCUGACCUUUUGUUUGAUACACAAUCGAUUAAGAACGCCCAAGUACUGGGACAGGUUGACUGUAAAUUUAUUGCAGCAAUACUCUCAGGAAAGGCAGUAACCAGCAAUACUCAUUCAUAUUAUUUAGUUCUAUUUGAUCAGCAUGCGGUACAUGAAAGAAUACGGCUUGAGCUUAGUUUAUCAGAUUAUAUUAACGGCGCAAUAUGGAAAAGUGUAAAUGUCGACAGCAUUUCCUUCAAGCUCUCAAGAGAAGAUGCAAUAUUUUUACAUAAUUACAAAGAGAAAUUAACAAAAUUCGGCCUCGAGUGGACAGUUAUUGAUAAUGGCAUCUGUGUUAAUGGCAUACCAGAAGCAAUUUUGGGCAAAAGUCCAAGACAGGUUGAAGUGGUACUGAAAGCGACGAAAAAUUUGUUUACGGAGCUUAUUCAUGCAUUAAAGACUCUGAAGGGGAACAUUCCUUUAUACCCAAAAUCUAUUAUGGAUCUCGUAUUUAGUGAGGCUUGCAGAUAUGCAAUUAUGUUUGGAGACAGUUUGUCAAAAUCAGAAUGCACUGGUUUGAUAGAAUCAUUAGGAUCAUGUAAAACGCCAUUUCAGUGCGCUCAUGGAAGACCAGUCAUGGCAGUUAUGAUGGAACUUGCAGAAAAUAAACUAAAAUAUAAGGUGGUAUACUUUUUGGCUUUAUUUGUUGGGGUUAGUAAGUGUUGA